Oppiella nova is the source of this 606-nucleotide messenger RNA. NCBI's taxonomy places the organism in Eukaryota, Metazoa, Arthropoda, Arachnida, Sarcoptiformes, Oppiidae. The record is from the annotation of a GenBank genome assembly.
AUGGCAGAGUCGCGUGUAGUGCGGGUGUCAUCGCCGGUGUAUGUCUUGGGCGACAUCCACGGCAACCUCCACGACAUUAUGGUAUACGAACGCUCGUUGUGGAAGAUGGGACCGACAUGUUUGGGCAAAUCCUUCCUCUUUCUGGGCGAUUAUGUGGACAGAGGAGAGCACAGCGUUGAGUGCAUUCUCUACCACUUGUGCCACAAAGUGAUGUCACCCCAGAAGUAUUGGCUCCUCCGCGGCAAUCAUGAGCUCCGAUCAGUCAAUCAGAGCUUCACUUUCAGGAAUGAAUGCCUCGAGAAGUUCGGCGAAAGUGUGGGACAGAAGUUGUGGAAGAAGUUCAACACAGUCUUCGAUUUCGUGCCCAUCUGUGCCGUCAUCGAUGAGUCGAUAUACUGCGCCCACGGAGGCAUUCCCACCCCACCACCACCAUCGACGAGCUCUACGCCAUACCGGCCCCACUCAGGGAUGCGGAGUACGAGUCGCCCAUCGCGUGGCAAAUUUUGUGGAUCAGCAGUUCCGCGACUAUCAGCAAUCCAUGCCUCCAGAGCCGUCCGCUUCCAGUCAGACCAGUGUCAGCAGCACUACCACCAGUCAGAUGAGUGA